CAGUAAGCACGUCAGUAAAGUCUGGUGGAAAGUCUGAUUCUGUUAAGGCCCAGCCCCUUCAGCUAUGCGCGGUGACGUCACAACAAGCCGUCCUCCUUUUACCUCUGCUUAGAAGAGUGGAAGUGAAACUUGGAAACAGUGUUUUAAAACGACUCAAAUCGCAUUCCGCUCGUCAGGAGGACAUGGAACCGGCGUCCUGCCGCUUCGCUGCGUACAGUUAUGAUGACUACAAGGAGACUGCAGAUUGGCUGCUGGCCCAUACAAACACGCAGCCUAAAGUAGCCAUCAUUUGUGGGUCGGGCUUAGGCAGCCUUGCUGACUUGCUGAAAGACAAAACAGUCUUCCCUUAUGAGGACAUCCCACGGUUCCCGACGAGCACUGUGGCAGGCCAUGCUGGUCAGCUGGUCUUUGGGAAGCUGCAGGGCCGGGAAUGUGUCUGCAUGCAGGGCCGAUUUCACUUCUAUGAAGGCUACAGCAUACAAACAGUGACGUACCCUGUGCGAGUCUUCUGCCUGCUGGGUGUGGAAAGCCUGAUUGUGACAAAUGCAGCAGGUGGUCUCAAUGGCAGCUACAAUGUGGGCGACAUUAUGGUCAUUAAGGAUCAUAUUAACCUGCCAGGUUUUUGUGGACAGAAUCCACUGGUUGGGCACAAUGAUGACAGUUUUGGAGUGCGUUUCCCUUGCAUGUCGGAUGCCUAUGACCGUGACCUGAGAGCUUUGGCCGUUCAGACAGCACAAGAACAAAACUGUGACAGCUUCCUGCAGGAAGGAGUUUACUGUAUGGUUGCUGGACCAGCAUAUGAGACCAUUGCAGAGUCCAACGUCCUGCAUAACCUUGGGGCUGAUGCCGUUGGUAUGAGCACAGUACCAGAGGUGGUGGUGGCUCGCCACUGUGGCUUGCGUGUCUUGGGUCUCUCGCUGAUCACUAAUAAGGUUGUGACAGAUUAUGACAGUAACGAGAAAGUAAACCACGAGGAGGUGUUAGCGACCACCCAGAUCCGGGCCCAGGACCUCCAGAGGCUUGUCAGACACCUUGUCACAAAGAUCUAACACCUUUGAUCAAAUUUGCUGGCACGAAAAGAGGAGCGUCCGGUCUUGUGUGAUAGUCUUGAGAUAAUCAUAUCCAGUUGUUCAGUUAGUGGCUAAUCCAAUUUUUUAAGGUAGGUAAAUUCUAAACAGCGAUGUAAAUAAGAAUCGGCAACACAAUACCCUAUAAAACACUUAAAAGUUGGCUUAUGGAAAUCAUCAUAUCUGAAUAUUUAGAUAUCACAAUAACAAUACAUUUACCAUUUGUUAGGGUCAUGGGUGAGCUGGAACCUACCAUCCCAGCUGACUUGGGGUGAGAAAUGAGGUACUGUACAUCCUGGACUAUAGACAACCAUUCACAUUCACAUGUAUGCACAAUUUAAGCUUGCCUUAAGCUUGCCUAACAGCCAUGUUUUUGGGAAGUGGGAGAAAGCCGGAGUACCCGCAGAAAACCUACAAGCAGAGAGAACACACAGACGUUUCAACACAGUUUCGAACCCUCAAUCUCUUGUUUAUGAGGCUGACAUAAACACUAGGACACCAUGCGACCCUGUAGUAUAUCCUUUGUAUAAAAUGACAGUAAUAUUUUGUCUUAUGUUCAGUACAGUAAAUCAAUAAAUACAUGGAUAUGAACUACAACAUGUAUGUAAUUUCAGCCACUUCCCUUCACCAAGGGACUGAGUCAAGAUCCAGCCGGAUCUGGUCCCAAGGCGCCACACGGUGGCUGCCCACUGCUCCUUAUGGAGUUUCAAAAAUAAAUUAUAAUUGUAAAAUGAAUGCAUAUAGUACAUGCAGGAAGUGCUCAGCGCCCAGUUUUAUUAGCAAUAAUAUAAAAGAUUUAUGUACUGUAUAUGUCAAUGUUUGUGUGAAACACCCUCUUUAUUGAAUAGAAUAGGGGUUGUCUUAGAAUAGGGGUUUGCCAUUUUUGGCUGUUUUAUUAUUGGCUCUCGCCAUAUUUUCAAAAUAAAACAAUUAAUGAGAUAUUAGAUCCAUCCAUCCAUCCAUUUUCUAUGCCGCUCAUCCUCACUAGGGUCGCGGUGUAUGCUGGAGCCUAACCCAGCUGACUUUAGGCGAGAGGCGGGGUACACCCUGGACUGGUCACCUAUGGACAAUUUAGAGUCUCCAAUUAACCUAACAUGCUUGUUUUUGGAAUGUGAGAGGAAACCGGAUUACCCGGAGAAAACCCACGCACGGGGAGAACAUGCAAACGCCACACAGAGAUACCCAAGCGGCGAUUCAAACCCAGGUCUUUCCGAUCUCCUGACUGUUUGGCCAACAUGCUAACCACUCAGCCACAGUGCGGCACGUGAUAUUAGAUAUUAGACUAAUUUGCUUUGUCACCUAUGACACAAACCUAAGAUAUAUUCAGAUGCUGAGCAUAUAGACCUACACUGGAUUGGUUUUCAAGGCAGAAAAUGUAUCAAAGUGGCCCCCCCGUACCCUGCAAUUUUUCUGUAUGCAGCUCUUGGUGCAAAAAGUCUGGACACACCUGUCUUAGAAUGUGUUUAACUUAUGAAAUAGUAGAGAAUAAUGUUGGCUUAGUAAAUCACUGGCACUGUCAUGUUUAAAUGUGUCUGUGUGGUGGGGAUUUGCUAUUGUCAUUGUUCGUGUACAAUUCUAUACAUUUAGCUACAUAUCAAAAGUUGUAUUUUUGUUCAUUGUAUGUUUAUUUUUUUAAAUAUGAUUACUGGCGAAAGCUUAAUGUAGUAAUCCUGAGUUGUCUUUUCGCAAUAAAGCAUAAAUCCAAA
This is a messenger RNA of Dunckerocampus dactyliophorus (ringed pipefish), 2773 nucleotides long. It is a transcript of the gene pnp6, whose product is annotated as purine nucleoside phosphorylase 6. The transcript has 6 exons. Gene Ontology annotation, biological process: nucleoside metabolic process. The record is from RefSeq and is a predicted model, not a curated record. The coding region runs from base 183 to 1049 and encodes 288 amino acids. Gene Ontology annotation, cellular component: cytoplasm. NCBI's taxonomy places the organism in Eukaryota, Metazoa, Chordata, Actinopteri, Syngnathiformes, Syngnathidae. Gene Ontology annotation, molecular function: purine-nucleoside phosphorylase activity.